GUGGAUGCUCUACUGCGCAAACAGACUGCUUUGGAAAGAGAUAUGAGUGCGAUACAUCAGAAACUUAUCGCUCACGAUAAAGAUGCACAAGCAAUCCUUGCCAAGAAGCCACCGCUCAAAAACAGCAUUCUGGAUUCCUUGAAAAAGCUUGAAGAGAGCUGGAAAGAACUGAGUCAAGCCGCUGAACUACGUAACGAAUGCUUGGAUAAAUCCUACAAACUCUACAAGUACAUUGACCAAGUCAAAAAGGCAGAACAAUGGGCUGCACAGCUUCGAAACAAGAUGACUUCUUAUCAGACGCCUAAGACUACUGCUGAAGCAGAACAGUUGAUUGCACAACAUGCUGAGCGCCGCGCUGAGAUUGACGGACGUCAGGAUGAGUUACAUAUCCUACAUGAAGAAGGUCAACGCUUGAUUGCUGAACAACCCGAGCACAAACCCGAGGUCCAAAGAGCUCAUAAGAGAGUACAAAACUCUGAACAUCAGCUCAGACAAACAUGGGAAGCUGAAAAGGUGAGCAGAUUUCAAGAUCAAGUCUUCCUCGAUUUUGUUGAAUUUCUUGUUUUUGGUCCCGAGAUUUGA
This is a messenger RNA of Cylicostephanus goldi, 582 nucleotides long. The record is from the annotation of a GenBank genome assembly. NCBI's taxonomy places the organism in Eukaryota, Metazoa, Nematoda, Chromadorea, Rhabditida, Strongylidae.